This is a messenger RNA of Pteronotus mesoamericanus, 2183 nucleotides long. RefSeq names its product leukocyte immunoglobulin-like receptor subfamily B member 3. Gene Ontology annotation, cellular component: plasma membrane. The record is from RefSeq and is a predicted model, not a curated record. Gene Ontology annotation, molecular function: inhibitory MHC class I receptor activity. Gene Ontology annotation, biological process: cytokine-mediated signaling pathway. NCBI's taxonomy places the organism in Eukaryota, Metazoa, Chordata, Mammalia, Chiroptera, Mormoopidae.
AUGGGAGGAGGCCCCAGGACCCCGACCCUCACGGCCCUCCUCUGCCUGGGGCUGUGUGGGGGCCCCUGGGACCAGGUCCGGGCAGAGGCCUUCCCCAGACCCUCCCUCCGGGCCGACCCAGGCACCAUGGUCAGCAAGGGCAGCCCUGUGACCCUCUGGUGUCAGGCGUCUCUGCGGGCUGAUGCCUACGGUCUGUAUAAAGAGAGGGGCUCUGAGCCCCGGCUUACGAGGAUCCCACAGGCCUCCAGCAACAAGACCGGGUUCCGCAUUCCAUCCACGACAUCACACGAUGCAGGGCUAUACGAGUGUGCCUACAGCCUUGGGCGCAACCUGUCGGAGCGCAGUGAGCCCCUCGUCCUGGUGGUGACGGGAGUGGACAGCGCCCCCUCCCUCGCAGCCCAGCCAAGCCCGGUGGUGGCCUCAGGGGGGAACGUGUCCCUCGUGUGUACCUCACAGUCCACAUCCGGCCCUUUCCACCUGCUGAACGAGGGAGGGGCUCAGCCGCCGUUACGCAUGGAACCGGAACGGAGGUCCAACGAUGGGAGGUGGCAGGCGGUCUUCCCUGUGGGCCCCGUGAGUGCCUCCCAUGGCGGGACCUACAGAUGCUAUGCUUCUCACAGCUCCUACCCUAAUAUGUGGUCACACCCCAGUGACCCUCUGCACAUCGAAGUCACAGGCGUGUACAGGUCGCCCUCCCUCCGGGCCCAGCCAGGCUCCCUGCUGCUGCCUGGGGACAGCCUGACCCUCCAGUGUCGCUCGGAGCCCGGCUUUGACAGAUUCGCUCUGACCAAGGAUGAGGGGCCCACACCCCCUCAGCAUCUCGAGGGGCAGCGCAGCCCCGACUUCCCCCUGGGCCCUGUGACCCGCACCCACGGGGGCCGGUACAGGUGCUACAGCGGACACAGCAUCUCCCAUGCGUGGUCGGCCCCCAGCGCCCCCCUGGACGUCCUGAUCGCGGGAGCGGACAGCAAACCCUCCCUGUCGGCCUGGCCGCCGCCCCCGGUGCCCAGGGGAGCGAACGUGACCCUGCUGUGUCGAUCUGAGACCAGGGCUGACACCUUCCACCUGCACAGGGAGGGCUCCCUGGACCCUCCCCUGGAGCUUCGUCUGCAGGGCACGGCUGCCCCCUCGGAGGCCACCUUCACCAUCAGUCCUGUGACCUCGGGCCACAGUGGGACCUACAGUUGCUACAGCUCCCACAGCGCCUCCCCCUUCCUGCUCUCACAGCCCAGUGACCCCCUGGAGCUCCUGGUCCCAGUCCAGGGUCACCAAUGGUCCCUGAAGAUCCUGAUCGGGGCCUCGGUGACCUCCGUCCUUCUGCUCGCCCUCCUCCUCUUCCUCUUCUUCCGAUGCCAGCGUCAGAGCAAAGUCAGGACGUUGGAUGCUGCCGUGAAGGACCCACAGGCUGGGGAGGGCGUGGAGCUGGACCCUCGGCAGAACAGGCCCCAUGACGACCGCGAGGGAGUGACAUAUGCCCAGGUGAACCGUUCAAGAUCAAGGCUCAGGCAGGGAAUGGCCUCCUCUCCUUCAUCAUCAAGAUUAUGGGACAAGAAGGGCAGAAAAGAAGAAGGGGAAAGACAGAUGGACAGACAGGCUGCUGCACCUGCUGCCCCCCAGGAGGUGACCUAUGCCCAGCUGAACCACUUCACCCUCAGACGGGAGACGAGUGCACCCCCUUCCUCCCUGUCAGAGGAGCCCCCGGCUGAGCCCAGUGUGUACGCUGCUCUGGCCGUCCACUUGCCCAGGAAGGACCGAGACCCCACACUCUAGGGAGGGGGUCUGCAGGGGCCCCAGAAGGCACAGGAGUUCCCCCCAAGGACACUCAGCAGUGGCCCCGGCCAGCCUGGUGACCUGAGAUGGACCCCCAGCAGCUUCUGGGCCCCCCUGGGAGCCCCCUGCUUCUGCAAUCACAGCCAACUACUACCCCUACACCUUGGGAUCAAAGCAGCAGACUUCUCAAGAAUCAAUGUGUGAAUUUACAACCAAAAUGGAAGUGGGGGAAUGCUUUCAAGGAAUGAUAAUGUAAAUACUACACAUCAAACCUACAAAAUGGAAAAUUAAGACUAUCUUAGAAAAGAAAAAGGCCAAGACAAAAAUCAACCUAAGCGUCCUUCCACAAAUGUUGAGGUAAAGUUGUGGUAUCUGUGAAAGGAAUGUUACUCAGCCAUAAAAAAUAAAAUACU